Molecule: messenger RNA, 4177 nt
Organism: Antechinus flavipes (yellow-footed antechinus)
Lineage: Eukaryota; Metazoa; Chordata; Mammalia; Dasyuromorphia; Dasyuridae
Gene: HDAC11
Product: histone deacetylase 11
Exons: 10
Coding region: 107-1102 (331 amino acids)
Molecular function (GO): histone deacetylase activity
Source: RefSeq, a predicted model, not a curated record
CCCCUGCUGCCCCCGCCCGCGCUCGCCCCACCGGCCUCUGCUUGGCCCAGUGCAAAGUCCGGGCGGUGACUGCAGGUGGCGGGUCUGCCGCAGGCCCGGCGGGGGGAUGUCUCACGACACCAAGCUAUACCAAGAGGUGUCAAAGACCUGCUGGCCCAUUAUCUACUCACCAAGAUAUAACAUCACGUUCAUGGGUUUGGAGAAGCUUCAUCCUUUUGAUGCUGGGAAAUGGGGAAAAGUCGUCCAUUUUUUGAAAGAAGAAAAUUUCCUUACUGAUGUCAUGAUUGUGGAAGCUAGAGAAGCUACUGAAGAAGACCUGCGGGUGGUACACACACAAAGAUACUUGAAUAAGCUGAAGUGGUCCUUUGUAGUGGCAACCAUCACGGAGAUUCCACCUGUCAUCUGUCUUCCUAAUUUCCUGGUGCAGAGACAUGUUCUUAGGCCGCUAAGGACCCAGACAGGAGGAACCAUUAUGGCUGGGAAACUGGCUAUUGAACGAGGCUGGGCCAUCAAUAUAGGUGGUGGGUUCCAUCACUGCUCCAGUGACAGGGGAGGGGGAUUCUGUGCCUAUGCUGAUAUUUCACUUUCUAUCAAGUUUCUAUUUGAACGAGUGGAAGCAGUAUCGAAAGCCACAAUUAUUGACCUGGAUGCACACCAGGGGAAUGGCCACGAGAGGGAUUUCAUGGAUGACAGUCGGGUGUACAUCAUGGAUAUAUAUAAUCGCAACAUUUAUCCAGGAGAUAGUUUUGCUAAACGUGCCAUCAAACGGAAGAUUGAGCUGGACUGGGGAACAGGGGACAGAGAGUACCUGCAGAAAGUGACUCAACAUGUAGAAGAGGCGCUGAAAGAGCACAGGCCUGAUGUGGUGAUCUACAAUGCCGGCACAGACGUCCUGGAGGGUGACCCUCUGGGAGGACUCUCAGUUUCUGCCAGGGGCAUCGUGAAGAGGGAUGAACUGGUGUUCCAGGCUGCCCGAAAGCACAAUAUCCCUAUCCUCAUGGUGACCUCAGGAGGCUACCAGAAAGAGUCAGCACGGAUCAUAGCUGACUCCAUCCUCAACCUGUUCAACUUGGGCCUCAUUGACCAUACUGAUGCAGACUGAAAAGCCCAGUGCACUGUGUAAAUGACUGUGACCAUCUAACAGGCAGCCUUUGCCAUCCCUCUCCCGGAAAAUUUUUGUUUUCUAAAAAUCAGAUGCAACAGGCAACACUUUAACCGAGACUGGUGUCAGGGUCAGCUGCAAUACAACAGAUCUGAAGCCAGGACCCUGUAAGAUUCAUUUAUUUUUUUUUACCACUUUCAAAGACAACAGAAGGGGAAGGACCUGUUCUUGCUGAUCUGUUUCCAUGUAGAUCUCCAUCUUGUUCUGGAGAAUAGCUUGAGUCUCUGGGGGAGGGACAGGGGAACUCCCAACUUUCUCUUGGCCUGUGGCAAAAUCCCUGAGUGAUUGCUGCAUGAGCUGAUUGUGGAGAGAGGGAGGAGAUUGUGAGGAGAGGGAAAGUGGAGAGGAUAAGACAAAGAGAGCAGGGGCUUUGCCAGAGAAUCCUUAAAUGGAUAAUGACAGUGGGGUAAGCUCCCAUUUUAGAUUUUUGGAAACUACAUGAGGGAAUAAAGGAAAGGUAUGUAGAGGGAACAGUCCAAGAUCAGGCUUGCAGAUGAAUCAUGGGUAAGUAGUGAGGAAAGAUGUGGAGGUCAUGAAGGGCAGGGGCAAAGUGAGAUAUAGUGAAGUCUGAUUGAUAACCAAGAAUUAGGAGACCACUGGUAGUGGGGAAAAGACCCCCUUCUAUCAGUGAUCUCCUUCCCUCUCUUCUUUCUGUCUUCCUCCAAUCUGCACUUCCUUUUUAUUUCUCCUACCUUUUUCUUCCCUCAUUUCCUACUUUUUCCUUCUUUGGUUGUCCUUAUUUCUUUUUUUCCUUUUCCUUCUCCCAAUCCCCAUUUUUUGUCUUAUCAACUCUUCUGAUGAAAGAAGAGAAUUAGGGUUUUGUUUUCUUUUGUUUUUCUUUUUUGAGGAAGGAAGGGGUAAAACUGGGGUAUUUCCCAAUGUAGAGAAGAAGCCAGAAGGUCUCAGUCUCUCCUGUUUUGGAUAAGCCUCCCUUCCGUGAUUGCAGACAUUAGAGAAGGCAAAUUGAAGUUAUGGGGUCUGGAAACAAUCUCAGAACCCCUGGAUUUUAUGUCCUUUUUUCAGGACUAACAUGAGGUUCUAACUGUCCAUUGGAUACCUGUUUGGGCUGGGACUUUGUUCUUGAAUCAAGAGAUAGUUGUGAAGACAUUGGGCUACCCCCUCCACACCCCCCCCCCCUCUCCUCCCCCCCCCGCAAAGUGAGCCAAAGAGAAGGUUGAAAUGUGACUCCUACAAACUUCCUGUUAAAUCUUAGGCAAAGCUCAAGGUAAAAACACUCUACAGCCUCAUGUAUUUAGCUAUAGCAGAGAUGAAAGAGAAAGAGGACAGAGAGAGAAAGAGAGAGAGAAUGUAAAGGCAUUACUCUCCAAUAUACUCUCACCUAUCCAAGGUGAGAGGAAUGUUUUGUUUUUUUUUUUUUUUUGGGGGGGGGGAAGAAUGUGCAUUAUAGGGUUUGUACCAUGGCUAAAAAUCUUCUUUCUAAAGACCUGAAAAAGUGGUUCUAGGAUAGGGUCUUAUCUUUGGGUGUUCUCUGGAUGAGAAAGAAGCUCAAGAUUAAGGCAACCCUGGACCUCUGAUUUCUUACGAGAGUACCAGAGACACAUUUAUUGGCUAUUAAGAAGGGAAAAGGCUCACUGAUAGAGAAGUGUUUCCUUUGAAAGGGUCUUGGAAAAUGGCUCCUUUCCAAUGUGAUCAUAGGGCAUGUACCUAUGUACAUAGUACAUAGGGACUUCAUCAAAAACCUUAGAAAGUUUGGGAUAGAGGAGAACUUAGAAUAUAGAAUGUCAGAACUAGAAGGGACCUUGGAGAUCAUCCAGUUGAGUAAUCAUUUUAUAUAUGGGGAAACUGAGAUCCAGAAAAAGGACCCAUAGGAGUCCAAAGUCCCAUAAUCUGUUGUCUUUGAUGGGUAUUUACUUGAGGAGAAUGUAAAAGCUGUUACACUGAGGCAACUAGAAAAGAUGAAACUGAACAAACCAUGCUGCUUUCCAGGGCCUCAGUUUCCUCAACUGCCAAAUGCCAGAUGAUCACUGAGAUUCAUUCAAGUUUUAGAUUUGUGAUACUGUGACCUUCCCUCAACAUAAAUGAGGGCAUUUGAAGACAGAUUGGUUAUGAAGGGAUACUCUAAGUUAUCUCCUUAUCACCAUUCACUGGGGAAUUCCCUGAGGCUUUGAUUUUGGCAGCUUUUAAGUAUGACUUUACCCAGUGAAUGGCUGUUGUUUAAAUGGAGAGCACAUGCUUUGAUUUGAGAGACUGCCCAUCCUGGGGUAAGGAAUACAUGGUAGUGGAAAUCCAGAGAUCUGAGCUCCAGCCCUAACUUGGUCACUGUAGGACUAAAUGAUCUUGGAAGAGUCAUUUCUACUCCCAUGACCUCUUCCGUAAAAAGAGAGGGUUGCACUAGUUCUUAAAUAAGAUUCUGGUGUUGCUGCCUGUUAAGAAAUUUGGAAAUCUCUGCCACUAAUUCACCAUGUAACCUUGGGUAAUGUACUUAAUUCUAUUUGAGCCUCAGUUUCCUCAUCUGUCAAAUGAGGAUAAUAAUACCUGCUCUACUUACUUUAUAGGGGUGUCUCAAGAAGCAAAUUAAAUAGUAAUAAUAUUUAAGAAGCACUUUGAAAAACAAGAAAGCACUAUUUAAAUGUAAGGUAUUAUUUUUAAUAAUAUUAAUAAUAGGGUUACUUAGUUUUUUCUGCUUGUGAUGAUAGGAUCCCUUGUGGACAGCUGGCCAGAAGUGCACCAGGUUCCAGAGACUCCUGCUCCCAUCAUGCAGGAGGGACUUUGGGCACCACCUGGUACCUGCCCACUCCCUGCUUCCUCACUUCCUCACUCCCCACUUUGGCCACAUACAAUGCACUUUGAAACCUGUUAACUUGUUUUCUAGAUUUGUCAGAUUCGUGGUACUUGAUGAGUUUUUGUUAUUUUUUAUAAGAUUAUUUAUAUAAAGCUAAAAUGCAUUGCUAGCACCAUCUUGUCUUUCAUAGGUGGGGUGGGGACAGUGGGAAUUGUCUUUGUGGUUAACUUGUUUCUGUCACUUUUGGAAAUCACUAAAACUAUUUCAACUGA